Messenger RNA from Sinocyclocheilus grahami, 596 nucleotides. RefSeq names its product 26S proteasome non-ATPase regulatory subunit 13-like. Gene Ontology annotation, cellular component: nucleus; proteasome regulatory particle, lid subcomplex; cytosol. The annotation marks the transcript as partial. The record is from RefSeq and is a predicted model, not a curated record. Gene Ontology annotation, biological process: ubiquitin-dependent protein catabolic process. The transcript is spliced from 6 exons. Gene Ontology annotation, molecular function: structural molecule activity. Lineage: Eukaryota; Metazoa; Chordata; Actinopteri; Cypriniformes; Cyprinidae.
AACAAAUUCUUUUUUUUGUAUUUUUUGACAGAAUCAACCCAUUGUCCUUAGUAGAAAUCAUCCUUCAUGUUGCAAGACAAAUGCCAGAGCCAAUUACAACCAUCACCUUUCUUGAGAAAACGAAGGAGAAGGUCAAAAUCAGUGAAGAGGCCGUCAUCCUCUGCAAAACAACAAUUGGCAGCCUCAAGCUCGACAUCAAUGACCUCCCAGCGACAAAGAAAUUAAUAGAGGAAGUGGAAGAGAUACUGAACAAUCUCCCGGGUGUGACAUCGGUGCACGGGCGAUUUUACGAUCUGUCGAGCAAAUAUUACCGCAUCGUUGGGAACCACGCUUUCUACUACAAGGAUGCCCUGCGGUACUUGGGAUGUGUGGAAGCAAAAGACUUGCCUGAAGCAGAGCAGCAAGAAAGAGCUUUCACAUUAGGCCUGGCCGGCCUGCUCGGAGAGGGAGUGUACAACUUUGGAGAACUGCUGAUGCACCCGGUCCUUGAGUCACUGAGGAACACAGAUAAACAGUGGCUCAUAGAUACACUCUAUGCAUUUAAUGCAGGCAACGUGGAGAAAUUCCAAGCCCUGAAGACCGCAUGGGGUCAACAG